AUGGGGUACAAUGUGGUGGGGAGUGUGAGUUCAGGGGUUGGGAUGCUGAAGGGGUGGGGUUGGGGGCGUUGGGUGGAUGAGGAGGAGACAACAAACAUGGAAUGUAUAAAGCUACAGGCAAUAAACAGUGGAAUUGAAGAAUCCCUCGUAGAUGAAGUACGCAAAGUUUCAAGACAAUUUUUUGACCUUUCAAUGGAAGAGAAGCAAAAAUAUGGCAGAGCACCGGAUAAUACUGAAGGAUAUGGAAAUGACAUGGUUCUUUCUGAAAAUGUUCUUCCUGAAAAUCAAACUCUUGACUGGACUGACAGACUGUAUCUCCUGGUUCAUCCAGAAGACGAGCGAAAGCUUAAGUAUUGGCCAGAAAAUCCGAAGUCAUUUAGGGUGAUUUUAGAAGAAUACAGCAACAGAUUAAAACUGAUAGCAGAGGAACUUCUCAGGUCUACAGCAAGGUCUAUGAACUUACCGGAUGAUCGAUUUCUGAGAUUGUAUGGAGACAGGCCAGUAAUGUAUGCAAGAUUUAGUUUUUAUCCUCCGUGUCCGAGGCCUAAACUUGUUCAUGGCCUCAAACCCCAUGCGGAUGGAUCAGCCAUUACCAUUCUCUUACAAGAUAAAGAAGUUGGUGGUCUUCAAAUACUGAAAGACGACAAAUGGUACCGAGUUCCCAUCAUGCCUUAUGCUCUUCUCGUCAACAUUGGGGAUCAAGUAGAGGAAAGGAUCACUGUGGCUAUGUUCUGUAGCCCAGAAUCCGGGAGCGAGAUCGAACCUGUUGAGGAGAUAAUUGAUGAUAAAAGGCCAAAAUUAUACAAAACGGUGAAGGAUUAUACUGCAACUUACUUCCAAUACUUCCAGCAAGGAAAAAGGCCAAUCCAUGCUGUGAAAAUCUGA
Capsicum annuum is the source of this 885-nucleotide messenger RNA. RefSeq names its product jasmonate-induced oxygenase 4-like. The record is from RefSeq and is a predicted model, not a curated record. The transcript has 4 exons. NCBI's taxonomy places the organism in Eukaryota, Viridiplantae, Streptophyta, Magnoliopsida, Solanales, Solanaceae. The coding region runs from base 1 to 885 and encodes 294 amino acids.